AUGGCAUAUACGGAUGAUGCUGUCAAGGCCAAGCUUUCUGCGCUGAAUGAGACCCAGGAGGGCAUUGUGACUGUCGCGCAAUGGGUCAUGUUUCAUAGACGACAUGCCGAACGAACAGCCCAGCUCUGGCUUCAGAAGCUUCGCGAUUCACCCGCACCCAAACGCCUGAACCUGAUAUAUCUCGCAAAUGAGGUCGCGCAACAGUCUAAAGCCAGACGGAAGGAUGAUUUCAUCAUUGCAUUCUCGCCAGUCAUUGCGGAGGCCAUGGCAAUCGCUUACAAAGGUGCUUCGAACGAUAUCCAACAGAAGCUUCGACGCGUUGUCGAAGUGUGGAGGCAGAGAUCCAUCUUUGAACUGCCUAUUCAGGAAGCUGUAGAGGCUCGCGUAGAUGAUAUCGACAAGUCGCGGUCGACCACUAAAAAGCCGCUCUUAGGCGGUUCCCUGUUUUCGAGUUCCUCUGGCACAGUCCCGUCUGAAAUUCAACCCCUGGUUCCUCUACAACUGGCUUUGUCGAAAGCGACAAUGACAUCCGGCGCAUCUGCUACUGUAGCUAGUGCGGAAUACGACAAGAUGAACGAUCCCACUGCGACCAUCCCCACACCCCCGGUCCACGCCGCACGUCUAAGCCAGCUAUUGAAAACCCUUGCCAACGCUGAAAGCUCUGUCUCCGAAGUGAUCAAAUCGCGUCUGGCACUUAUUCAAGGUCUUGAGAAGCUCCUUGAAAACAAUCGCUCUGCACUAGCAAAAGAACAAUCUUCCCUUGCACAAUUGUCUGAAAGGAAGACCGAGACAGAAGGAAAGAAACGAGAUGUUGAAGAUAGCAUUAUGAGAGGGCUGUCUGUUGAGAGCCCGGGCUUGGCUUACCUUGGCGACACUGGAGCAGAAGGGCAACCCAUGGCACGUCCCGAAAUUGAAGCUUUAACACCCCCUCCUGUGGAGGCGAUUACUCCUGUCGGCUCGCCAAAGCAAGAUCCUCAAGACGGAAACGUACCGACGAUCGAGGACGCACAAGUCGAUGGCAAAUUCAACCUUUCAGGCUUUGGACAGUCCGGCGAUAUUGCCCUACCAGGUACCGAACUCCCUGGCCUAUCCACUAUUUCUAGCCAGCUUCAGCAAGGUAGUCCCAAUGGCAUCAACUCUAAGAAACGAAAAGCGACUCACGGCGAGGAAGACUAUGCACAAUUUGCAAGCGGUGACCUGGACGCGGAUAUCGCAGAACUGUUGAAUCAGGAGGGCAAUGCACAAAACUAG
Molecule: messenger RNA, 1251 nt
Organism: Aspergillus clavatus NRRL 1
Lineage: Eukaryota; Fungi; Ascomycota; Eurotiomycetes; Eurotiales; Aspergillaceae
Product: CTD-interacting domain-containing protein
Exons: 5
Coding region: 1-1251 (416 amino acids)
Biological process (GO): mRNA 3'-end processing
Cellular component (GO): RNA polymerase II, holoenzyme
Molecular function (GO): RNA polymerase II C-terminal domain binding
Source: RefSeq, a predicted model, not a curated record